Messenger RNA from Marmota flaviventris (yellow-bellied marmot), 4439 nucleotides. RefSeq names its product bifunctional heparan sulfate N-deacetylase/N-sulfotransferase 3. NCBI's taxonomy places the organism in Eukaryota, Metazoa, Chordata, Mammalia, Rodentia, Sciuridae. Gene Ontology annotation, molecular function: heparan sulfate N-sulfotransferase activity; deacetylase activity; hydrolase activity. Gene Ontology annotation, cellular component: Golgi apparatus. The record is from RefSeq and is a predicted model, not a curated record.
GGUCCCUUGACGAUGGGUCUUGCAUGUGACACUCUUGCCCUCUAGUGCCUCACCAGCUUGGUAGCAGUUUGAUGGCAAAUAUUAAUAAGAUGUUACAUAACAAGGAUUUUGGGCCAGGAUUGGUAUUGCUGCCACUUGUAAAGCCAAAAAUUCUGAGCCGAUGGUAACAGAUGCUGUUUCGGGUUAUUGUAUGUCUAUUGAAACUUUCUCCAACAUUUUGAACUCUUUGAAUUUUAAUUCCAGACUGUAUUUCCUGUGAGUCAUAAUCAAGCAAUACAAAUGUGCUGCAAUGGUGACAUAAACUAUUGACUGAGACUGGGAAAGUACCUGAAACACCAUCUUUUCUUUUCUUUUUUAAAUGGUGCUUCUGUUGGAAGAGUCAAGGAAAACCUAUACAUCAUGAGUUUUAUCAUGAGGCUUCACAGACACUUUCAAAGGACGGUUAUUUUGCUUGCCACUUUUUGUGUGGUGAGCAUUAUUAUUUCUGCUUACUACCUGUACAGUGGCUACAAACAGGAAAAUGAACUCUCUGAAGUGGCUUCAGAAGUGGACUGCGGUGACCUCCAACACCUACCAUAUAGACUAAUGGAAGUGAAGGAAAUGAAGCUUUUUGAUGCCUCAAGGACAGACUCCAUAGUCCUUGUGUUUGUGGAGAGUCAGUACUCAUCCCUUGGUCAAGACAUCAUUAUGAUUCUAGAAUCAAGUAGAUUCCAAUAUCACAUUGAAAUUGCUACCGGAAAAGGAGAUCUCCCAGCACUUACAGACAAAACUAAAGGCAAAUAUGUUCUCAUUAUUUAUGAGAAUAUUUUAAAAUACAUAAAUAUGGACUCUUGGAAUCGAAGCCUUUUAGAUAAAUACUGUGUAGAGUAUGGUGUGGGUGUCAUUGGAUUCCAUAGAACUAAUGAGAAGAGUCUACAGAGCUUUCAGUUAAAAGGCUUCCCCUUUUCUAUAUAUGGAAACCUUGCAGUAAAAGACUGUUGUAUUAAUCCUCAUUCUCCCUUGCUCCGUGUGACCAAAUCAUCAAAGCUUGAAAGGGGUUCUUUACCUGGAACUGACUGGACGGUUUUUCAAAUUAAUCACUCAACCUACCAACCAGUAAUAUUUGCCAAAAUAAAGACCCCAGAAAAUCUUUCUCCUCCAGUCUCUAAAGGUGCUUUUUUUGCCACUAUCAUACACGACUUAGGUGUUCACGAUGGAAUUCAGAGAGUUCUUUUUGGCAACAACUUGAACUUUUGGCUGCACAAGCUCAUUUUCAUAGAUGCCAUCUCCUUCUUGUCAGGGAAGAAGCUGGAACUGUCCUUGGAUAGAUAUAUUCUCGUUGACAUUGAUGAUAUAUUUGUGGGAAAGGAGGGAACCCGAAUGAACACCAAUGAUGUUAAGGCCCUGCUUGAGACUCAGAAUCUUUUGCGGGAACAAAUCAGAAAUUUUACAUUCAACUUGGGAUUUUCAGGAAAAUUUUACCACACAGGAACUGAAGAGGAAGAUGAAGGGGAUGACUGUCUUUUGGGGUCUGUUGAUGAGUUCUGGUGGUUUCCUCAUAUGUGGAGUCAUAUGCAGCCCCAUCUCUUCCAUAAUGAGUCAUCUUUGGUGGAGCAGAUGAUUCUCAACAAAAAAUUUGCCUUGGAGCAUGGCAUUCCUACUGACAUGGGCUAUGCAGUGGCUCCUCAUCAUUCAGGUGUCUACCCUGUACAUGUACAGCUUUAUGAAGCCUGGAAGAAGGUUUGGAAUAUUAAAAUCACCAGCACUGAAGAAUAUCCACAUCUGAAACCAGCUAGAUAUCGGAGGGGCUUCAUCCACAAAAACAUCAUGGUUCUUCCAAGACAGACCUGUGGACUUUUCACUCAUACGAUUUUCUAUAAAGAAUAUCCAGGAGGUCCUAGAGAGCUGGAUAAGAGUAUCCAAGGAGGUGAACUUUUCUUCACUGUGGUACUCAACCCAAUCAGUAUUUUCAUGACUCAUUUGUCUAACUAUGGGAAUGACCGACUGGGAUUAUAUACAUUUGUUAAUCUGGCCAACUUCAUGCAGACCUGGACCAACCUGCGUCUUCAGACUCUGCCACCAGUGCAACUGGCUCACAAGUAUUUUGAACUCUUUCCUGAUCAGAAAGACCCUCUUUGGCAGAAUCCUUGUGAUGACAAACGCCACAGAGACAUAUGGUCUAAGGAAAAAACCUGUGAUCGCUUACCAAAAUUCUUAGUAAUAGGACCCCAGAAAACUGGUACCACUGCUUUGUUUCUGUUCCUGGUUAUGCAUCCUUCCAUCCUUAGUAACUCCCCCAGCCCAAAAACCUUUGAGGAGGUACAGUUCUUUAAUAGAAAUAACUACCACAGGGGGAUUGAUUGGUAUAUGGAUUUCUUCCCAAUUCCAUCUAAUGUUACUACUGACUUUCUGUUUGAGAAAAGUGCCAAUUAUUUCCACUCAGAAGAAGCUCCUAAAAGAGCUGCUUCCCUAGUCCCCAAAGCCAAGAUCAUCAGCAUUCUCAUUGACCCAUCAGACCGAGCAUACUCCUGGUACCAGCAUCAGCGAUCACAUGAAGACCCUGCAGCUCUGAAGUUUAGCUUCUACGAAGUAAUCUCAGCCGGGCCCCAUGCACCCACGGAGCUUAAAACCUUGCAGAAGAGAUGUUUGGUCCCUGGGUUGUAUGCCAGCCACAUUGAGAGAUGGCUUGUUUAUUUCCCUCCCUUUCAGUUGCUAAUUAUCGAUGGGCAACAACUAAGAACUGAUCCUGCUACAGUAAUGGAUGAAGUACAGAAGUUUCUAGGAGUCUCUCCUCAUUAUAAUUACUCAGAGGCUUUAACGUUUGAUUCUCAUAAAGGUUUCUGGUGUCAGUUGCUGGAAGAAGGUAAAACAAAAUGCCUUGGAAAGAGUAAAGGAAGAAAAUAUCCACCAAUGGAUUCUGAUAGCAGAGCAUUUCUGUCAAGCUACUAUCGGGAUCACAAUGUGGAACUCUCAAAGCUGCUACACAAAUUGGGGCAACCUCUCCCAUCUUGGUUGAGACAAGAACUGCAGAAAGUGAGAUAGCAUUGAGAGAAAACUUGCUGAGGAUUCAUCUUUUCCAAAGUUUUCAGAGGCUACCAAACGAUGAUCAAAAUAUACCUCUCCAAAUAAGAAGAAAGGACAAGGCUCCUUCCAUGUGCUGGCAUGUGGAUUAUUAGAAAAAAAAAAAAAAAAAAGGACAAGAAAAAUAUCUGUUACAACCCUUGAGGCCUAUGCCUACUGCUUAACGCUCAUCCGAGCCUAUGAGAUUGUCAUAGACUACUUACUGUGCACUCAUGUGUAAGUCAGUAGCAGCAAACAUAAAUAACAAACACAAAUGCAAAACUGUCCAUUUCAUAUUAAUAUUUACACUUUGAUAUGUCAACUAAGAUUGUGUCUACAGAUUUUUAGACCACUGUUUGCCUGUAAUUUUUUUUUAAUUCUUUGAUUCUAUGAGGCAUCCUUCAAAAUAAGAACCAAAAUAAACCUCACAAUAUAACAUAAAAUUCCAGAAGCAUAACACAUUAAAAAAAAACGCUUGUCAAAACUUAAAUCCACUGAAGUAUUUAGAAAGAAUUGUAAAUUGUAAUUUGUGCUAGAUCCGAGAGUGGAAAAGCUAUACAUGUGCUUUAUCUGCAUAAAAAAGAGAAGUACUGUAGCAAAAAAAGAAAAGUGAUUUGUCAUAUAUAUAGUCUAGUUCAUUUAUGUAAAAAUUACUAACUCUUCCAUUGUAAGGUAACUAUUAUACUGAAAUAUAUAUUGUAAACUUGUUGGAUGAUACGUAGAAACACACUGAGUACACCAAAAUAGUAAAUGAUAAUGUAAGUGUACUAAAUCCUCUAUAAAGGAGAAAGGAUAGGGGUCUAAAGAUAUAUCAUUGAGAACUCUAUACCCACUUGCCGUGUGCUACAAAUCUAUUCCAUCAGUCCUCUCUAGUUCUACAGAAAUGCAUGCAGAGUCUCUGAGAUAUGUGUCAUCUCUGGUAACAAACCAUCUUUUGAUAUAUAUAUAGCUUACCUAUAUGUUUCCCAGAGUAAAACCUAGCAAAUUAAAACUAAGGACAGCUUCCCUAGAUGAUACGUAUAGAUUGUUUACACUUAUAUUAUUACAAAGCUACAUUUUUCCUAUAGUCCAAAAUAAAAUUGUAUAAUGUCAGAUUUGUAAUAAAACAGAAAUUAAUAUUUGAUUUAUAAUCUGAUAUUUGAAAUGAUAAUUGUAAUACAAGGCAGAGAAAAAUAAGAAUAAAAUCCCAUUUUUAAAAUUAUUUGACAUAUCACUGUCACAGAAGAUAACAGAACACAGUUAAAUUUAUGGAUAGCUACAAAAUUAAAUGAAGAGAGUACAUAGAUGAGCAUCACAUGACUCUUGAAGUAUAUUUAUACUUACUUAAUGAAGUAUUUUAAAAAAGAAAAGAUUUAAAAUAAAUCAACUUAUUUUCUUGUAUUAAUAUUUACUUAAUUUUU